Molecule: messenger RNA, 2178 nt
Organism: Malassezia restricta
Lineage: Eukaryota; Fungi; Basidiomycota; Malasseziomycetes; Malasseziales; Malasseziaceae
Product: origin recognition complex subunit 3
Exons: 1
Coding region: 1-2178 (725 amino acids)
Biological process (GO): DNA replication initiation; DNA replication
Cellular component (GO): nuclear pre-replicative complex; nuclear origin of replication recognition complex; DNA replication preinitiation complex
Molecular function (GO): DNA replication origin binding
Source: RefSeq, a predicted model, not a curated record
AUGGCCAGCGAGACAUCCGGCUUGUUAGAAGCAGAACCUAUUUCAAUUAUCACAGCAGAGAAUAAUUCGUUUGAUGAGUGCGAAUUUUCUCCAAUAUCUCUUUUCGAAAAGGACUCUGUGCCCAGCCGGAUGCGCUCCGAUGCAUUCAAUGCGACAUGGCAAGGGGCCUAUGGACGCCUUACUUCACUCGUGCGCACCUUGUACGAGCCAUGUAUCGCAAAUGUUUGUGAGCGUAUGCCUGUGAAAACAUCACCACUUCUUCCUGUUACUAUCUUGGAUGCUAGUGGAAGCGCCACAUAUGAGGCAUUCCCCACACUUCUGAUGCAUCAUUUGUCCAACAUGGAUCAUGUCACGGUACAGCUAUCGCCUUUUCAUUGUAUCAAUCUAUCCACUAUGAUUUCUGCCUUUGUUUCACAAAUACUGCAUCAUAUACCCUGCACACCAGAAAUAUCGGGAUUGUGCCAAGCAUAUGAACCAAAUGACUUGACUCUGGUCAUGACUGCGUACCGUGCAGCUGGGCUUCAUUUGCCGCGCAUUGUCAUUUUACUUCACGAAAUUCAAACGUUUCCUUCAAGUGUUAUGAAUGAUUUUCUAAGUGCUGUCAUGUCUUGGUCCGACAUCACAUCACCCACUCCUUCGAUCCAUCUGUUAAUAACCUACACGGCCCCUCUUCCACUCUUGCCUCGUUCGAAAGUAUCGCAUGACUUGUAUGAAACAACCACUUGGGUGACUUCUUUGUUUGCUGAGCAAGUCCGAAUGUACCUUGACCCUACCACCAUUGUGUUGCCCGACAAGUCCGAAUUUUGGGAAAGUGUUGGCUGCGCCUUUUUUGCCGAACCUCGUUCUGGUUUGUGGCUGGGUCGUAGCAUAUUCGAGCUGGUGCGCCGCAGAUAUUGGCAUACUACGGCAAGCUGGGAUGCUAUGGCCCAGUGUAUACGCUUGGCGUACUUGGAACAUUUCCGUACUCGACCACUCUCGGCUUUUGUUCAGGGCAUCCCUGACGUCGAAACUCUCUCUGCACACUGGACAUCGGAAAUUUAUGCAGAGCUACGCCUCUCCUUUUUUUUGCGAGCUGCCAUCCCAUCAAGCGUCUCGCCACACAUGCGUGAACUGGCAUACGAUAACUCCGCUUUACUUCAUGCAUUGUCUGGCUUGCAAAGCGACAUGGCAGUCAGCAUGUCGAGUCGGGCUACAGCAUUGGCAGCUCUCCAUGAAGUCUUAUGCGUCCUUGGUCUGACGGGCGCGUAUGGAACAAAGCUUGGUCUGACGGGCUGUACAGCGAUUGCUCUAGAAUGGAUACCACCGUUUACGGACUGGGAUGCCAGUCGGACGACUGCCAAUGCACUGACAGCUACGACGCCCACAGCACAGCAAGUUGACGCGUUACUGAGUCACUUGUGCUCCACUCUCGAAAACAAGCAGGUAUCUGAGCUAGUCGAUGGCAUCAGUCGUCGCUUAUAUGCCAUUGAGUCGAAUUUGGAUGCCGCUGUUGCUGCAGCUGUGCGCUCCACGCAUGAAUCCCUGCUUUCUGUACAACAUGCUGCACACACGAAAGUGCGUGCUCAAAAUUCGAUGGGAGAAGCUCUAGCCAGUUGGGUUUCUGGCAUUUGGCGCAAAUCCGUGGAGCUACCACCUUCACUGGGCUUGUCUAUAUGGACAUAUGACUUCGGGGAGCCCAUAUCUACGAUGUUGGAAGGUGCCGCACGCAGCACAAUCAUAUUAGCGUUGGAUGCACCAUCUGACACCUUGGCAUCUAUGAGCGCAGCAGCGUGCACAGCGCCUGGUCAACGUGAGCUGAGUGACCAGGCACCGUGGUACGAAUGGGAGGAGCACAUGUCAGAAGUGCACACGCUACGAGAAACGGGCAAGGACCUCGUCAAUGCAAGCGUUCCCGACGUCUGUCGAUUGUUUUCUUUGUACAAGGACUCGAGCAGGUUUAUCAACCUUGCCGAUUGGUACGAAGCGUUUGUCCAAUCGCUGCAGGGCGAGGAAAUACGUCGGAAGCACGCUGGUCUCGAUAUGGAAAAUGAGGACACUGUUGCCUCUACUCAGAUGCGAUUCAGUCUGGCUCUUAAUGAGCUUGCCUAUAUGGGUAUCGUUGGCCCCGCUGGCCGCAAAAUCGAACACGUAAGCCGGCUCAUAUGGGAUUUACCAGUGAAUGGCAUGCAUGAAGCCUAA